Homarus americanus (American lobster) is the source of this 629-nucleotide messenger RNA. RefSeq names its product ubiquitin-conjugating enzyme E2 G2 (gene Ubc7). Bases 107 to 610 code for a protein of 167 amino acids. The transcript is spliced from 5 exons. The record is from RefSeq and is a predicted model, not a curated record. Gene Ontology annotation, cellular component: cytosol; endoplasmic reticulum. NCBI's taxonomy places the organism in Eukaryota, Metazoa, Arthropoda, Malacostraca, Decapoda, Nephropidae.
UGUUCUCGAUGUAACCGCCCAAAAUCAGCUGUUAGGUGCGAGAAUGUAAACAUCUUCCAGCCCAGGACUUGCUGGCGCUGUCACCUCAAUUACCUCGAGACACACCAUGGCUGGCAGAGCACUGAAACGACUUAUGACGGAGUACAAACAGUUGACAUUAAAUCCUCCCGAGGGUAUCAUUGCUGGACCAACUAAUGAAGAGAACUUUUUUGAAUGGGAGGCGCUUAUCAUGGGUCCUGAAGGAACUUGUUUUGAGUGUGGAGUCUUUCCAGCCAAGUUGAUAUUCCCUCCAGACUACCCUCUGUCACCACCCAAGAUGCAGUUCACUUGUGAAAUGUUUCAUCCCAACAUUUACUCAGAUGGCCGAGUAUGCAUCUCCAUCCUCCACGCACCAGGUGAUGACCCCAUGGGAUAUGAAACCAGUGCUGAAAGGUGGAGUCCAGUCCAGAGUGUAGAGAAAAUAUUACUCUCGGUGGUAUCUAUGCUGGCAGAACCAAAUGAUGAAAGCAGCGCAAAUGUUGAUGCAGCAAAGAUGUGGAGAGAUGAUAGAGAACAGUUCAACAAAAUUGCAGAGAGGUUGGUGCGUAAGACGCUAAAUUUGUCAUAUUAGUAAAUAAAAAUUCACUCAA